AGGGAUUUGCUUCCGCCCCAUCCGCAGCACCAACAUCGAGCUCAGCCACCGGAGACACAACAGGAACAACCAAGAGUCCAAGAGGUUGCCAUAGGGCAGUGUAGCCUCUAUACACCGCCCAUGCUCUAAGCCAAACAGCAGAAUAAACACCAACUGUACACCAGCCAUCUGUCCUCCUAAUAAAGUGCGUAGUACGUACUACUGUACUAGCUAGCAUGCAUCCUUUGAAAUGUCCCACCUGUAGCUAAUCCGACAACAAGGGGAACCGGCAUGUGCGUUGCAGCUCUCAAUUCAGGCCUCUGAACCCCGUUUUGCCGCCGGCACCUCGUUGCUUUCUCCAUCUAUAUAUUAAUUUUGUCUUGUCCUUGAUCCUAUUAUCGUCGUCCACGGAGUCCAACGGUGCCAGCACCACGCGACACCCAAUGGCGUCACCUCACCGCCUAGCACGCAGCCCCGGCUCGGCCUCCCGCGCCGCCCCGGCCUUCUCGACCGCCAACUUCGUGCGCUCUCUCCGCAAGGCAGCAUCCUUCGGUUACAGGAAGCCCAGCGCCGGCGUCGUCGACGCAGCGGACACGACGCGACGACGCAGCGCGGACACUAUGGUGAUGUCCCCGUGCCGGUCGUCACCCGAGCCGGGCUUCGCUGCGAGGGGUGCCUGGGAUCUGCAGACGAGGCGUAGGCAGAGCAACGGGCAGUCGUCGCCUUCCGAGGGCGUCGGCAGAGGGCCGAGCGUGCCGAGGAAGACGCCGACGACGCCUAAGAAGGAGGACGUGGCGCACCGGGCGCGCGUGCUCACCGCGCGGCUGAUGCAGUGGCGGCUCGCGAACGCCCGGAUGGAGAAGGCCAUGACUCGCGCCACCCACGCCGCCGAGAGCAAGCUGCUGUACGUGUGGCGGCGCGUGGCCGAGCUGCGCAACAUCCACACGGCGAAGCGGAUCGUGGCGCAGCGGUGGCGGCAGAAGGUGAAGCUGGGCAGGCUCCUGCGCCCGCAGCUCCCCCUCCUCGCCGCAUGGGAGACGCUCGGCGAACCGCACUCAGACGCUGUGGCGGACCUCGGCCGGGUGCUCUCCGCCGCCUCCACCUCCCUCCCCUUAUCCGACGGCGCCCGAGCUAACCUGGAGCUGUUGCACGAAACCAUGCUUUCUUGCGCGCGCACCGUGGAUGAGAUCAAAGCCAGGGCUGACAUGUUCUAUGCCACGGGUAGUGUCACCAGCAGCUCGAUCGACGAGCUCGCGAGGACAAUGCAGGAGGAGAUGGCAGGGCUCGAGGAGGUCAUGCGGCUGUGCAGGAUUGUCACUAACCUCCAGGUUCAGGAAGUAAGCCUUCGAGCUAAUCUGAUUCAGGCAAAGCAAAAUAUUGACUGCUCCUAGUGCUUGAUAUGGACGGGAUCCCUACGUCGCAAAUAGGAGUGCCAUCAUGACGGGAGAUAUCAUCACAAAUAGGAGUUAGGACCGGCCGGUCCCGUACUACAAGAUUCAAGUAUGCUUGUCGGAAAUAAAUUAUGUAGAUGAGGAUCAUGAGAGGUGCGUGUUGCUAUAUUUUGGUUGAGUUAAGGUUAAUCUAGUACUCUUCUGUGACUUAUCUAUGUAUGGAUACUGUAAUUUUUGAGAUAUUCGGUGGCUAGUCAUAUCAACGAGUUGUAUGUAAAAGGCCUCAAUAUGACUUGCAGCGCGAUGGUAAAAUCAUACACAAACUGGAAAAGUAGUAAACCAAGUUAAGGACACAUUUAACCCGCAAAAGAAAAAAAAAGGACACAUUUUACUACAACGUCCGUUAGUUCUUUUCUUUUUUUUUUCCUUUUUUUUGCGGGCAACGUCCGUCAGUUCUACCGGCCGUUGUUUGUUGCCGUCAACUGUACAUACCAUGCCAGACGUGUGGAUCCCAGAGGGUAGUAUAAACCACUCCCUCCGUUCCAAGAUGUAAUAUCAUUUUUGACAAUGACGGAGAUAAUAGAAAAUAGUACACCAACAUAGAUAAUGACACAUUUUAUGUGUGUAGAAAGAAAUAAGAAUGCAAAAUAAAUGAUGCGCUGAUGCAAAUGGUGUCCUGCGGCCGCAUCGUCGUGAACAUCAAUGGCGAGAUCGGCCCUUACUUCCCCCCCUUUGUGGGGUUAGACAAGGCGACCCCUUCUCCCCAUUCUUGUUCAACAUGGUUGUGGACGCUCUCGCCGCGAUCCUGGACAAGGCAAAGGCGGCUAGACAUAUCCACGGGAUCACGCCUCACCUUGCCGGCGGCCCUGGGAUCUCCCUUCUCCAGUACGCCGACGACAUCAUCAUUAUGGUGGAAGGCUCGGAGACAGACAUCUCCAAUCUCAAAUUCCUCCUCCUCUGCUUCUAACAAA
Molecule: messenger RNA, 2341 nt
Organism: Aegilops tauschii subsp. strangulata
Lineage: Eukaryota; Viridiplantae; Streptophyta; Magnoliopsida; Poales; Poaceae
Product: QWRF motif-containing protein 7-like
Biological process (GO): spindle assembly
Cellular component (GO): nuclear microtubule; cytoplasm
Molecular function (GO): microtubule binding
Source: RefSeq, a predicted model, not a curated record